Messenger RNA from Lates calcarifer (barramundi perch), 2823 nucleotides. It is a transcript of the gene loxl5b, whose product is annotated as lysyl oxidase-like 5b. Lineage: Eukaryota; Metazoa; Chordata; Actinopteri; Centropomidae. Gene Ontology annotation, molecular function: protein-lysine 6-oxidase activity; copper ion binding. The record is from RefSeq and is a predicted model, not a curated record. The transcript is spliced from 7 exons. Gene Ontology annotation, biological process: peptidyl-lysine oxidation. Bases 199 to 1719 code for a protein of 506 amino acids.
CAGAAAAAAGUCCCAGCCCUCCUCUCCUCUCCUCUCCUCUCCUCCACUGUGUCAGUCCUCCUGAGAACUGAUAUGUUGUUCUGUAUAAGAAGUGGAACUGAGAGCGCACUCACAAAGAAACAUCUCUGCGUACGAUACAUGUCAUAAAUUGACUUCUCGUUGACUUUGUGGAGGGAUCUUUUAUUUAGUCUUACUGCCAUGGCAAAAUGGUCACUUUUAUUUUUAUACUUUUUCCAAGGACUUCAUCCCCUCAUCUUUGGCCAGCAGCAGCAGCGCCCUGGGGCCUGGCGGCACCGGAUUCAGUGGCAGAACAACGGACAGGUUUACAGCUUAAUGAGCACUGGAUCCGAGUUCCAGGCUCCGGUUCGAUCCAGAAGCCAGUCGAGGGUUUUUGUGAGCAGUAGGAGGGACGGCACCAGGAGCCAAAUACCGGGAGCGCACAGAGGAGCAACGCUUGUAAGACCAGGACAGGGUGAGUCCAGACAAUUCAGGACUGAUCACGGUGCAGAAUCGGGAUCGUUCACGCCUGGACACGAUGCUAGACAGUUUGUGCAGGUUAACCCGCGUGCGUCAGGGACCACCAGACAGCAGCCUGAGCGCCCUUAUGGAGCGGGAGCUGCAGGUUAUCCAGGCGCACGACGUUACAACCCCGAAUACACCAACAGCAUCAACGUCUCUGCACCGGGAAGUUUCACAGAUUUCCCGGGCAGGAGAGUAGCCGUUAGUGUGGACUCUACCGCGCUGCACACCAGAGGAGGAGAACCGGGGCCCGGUGCGCAAUACCAACAGUUACGCACCGUGCCACAAGCCGUGUCUGUGUCCAGGCAACCCGCGCAGACGGAUCACUCCAUCUCAGCGUAUCCCACAACUCUGGAGAGAGAGUCCGAAGCCCCUGCUCCGUUCCCUGCGCUCACCGAGGACGUUUCAAACGAGGCGACCGCAAACGGAGAGGACAUGGUUAACGACGACCCUCGAAACCCGUUUAAAAACCACAGGAAUUCUGUUUUCUACAACAUGUAUCCCACGAGAGGGAGGCCGGGGGCCCGCACGCGCCGUCCGCCUGGCACAGGACACGGAACAAGAUAUUUCCAAAAUGGACUGCCAGACCUUGUGCCAGACCCGUAUGCCAUCCAAGCAGGUGCCUAUAUCCAGCGCAUGCAGAUGUAUGCGCUCCGCUGUGCAGCCGAGGAGAACUGUCUAGCCAGGUCAGCGUAUGGGCCCACUGUGCGAGACAUCGACUUCAGAGUCCUCCUGCGGUUCCCCCAGAAAGUGAAGAACCAAGGCACCACUGACUUCCUCCCCGUCAAGCCGAGAUAUCAGUGGGACUGGCACAGCUGUCACCAGCACUACCACAGCAUGGACGCCUUCAGUAACUACGACCUGCUGGACGUCGUCACUGGACGUAAAGUGGCCGAGGGACACAAGGCCAGUUUCUGCCUCGAGGACACAGGCUGUGACCCCGGAUUCAGGCGGCGCUAUGCCUGUACAUCCCAUACACAGGGACUGAGUCCGGGAUGCCACGACCUCUACGCCGCCAACAUUGACUGUCAGUGGAUUGACAUCACAGAUGUACCUCCAGGAAACUACAUCUUGAAGGUUACAGUCAAUCCAAAUUUCCAUGUUUUGGAGUCGGACUUCACCAACAACAUAGUGAGAUGUGAUAUCACUUACACAGGAAUUUAUGUUCAGACACGCAACUGUCGAGUAACAAGAGGUUGAAGUCUUCAUUUCCCUGUACUAUCUAUAGGAGUUUUGCAGCAAACAUGUCUGCCUGUACUGUACAGCAACAUCAACACAAACAAAGUGCAACUGGUAAAAAGCUGGAACUGUGCUCCUCCUGACAUGGGGUCCUGUGUUGCAUUUAUUCAUAUUAAAUGCAAAAGUUUACACCAAUUUUGUAAAUGAAACUAGUGAGAUUGACAGAUUUACUUGACUGUAUUUCUACUUAUGUGCCAUGAUUCAUUACAUUUAAAAAAAAAUUACAUACAAGUACUGUGUUCAUAUAGGUUUAUUUCUUGAAUGCUGGUUUAUUUCUUGAAAUGUGUUUUUUGUCUUUCUGCUUGGUGUUAUUGUUGCAUUCACAUCAUUAGUUGUCACAGGUUUGUUUAAAGGAUGAGAUAUUCUCUAUUUUUGUUGUUCAAAUUUCAUGAAAAGACCAAAACCAACAAUAUAUUCACACACAUUAACCUGUUGGUGGAUCUCAGUCCCAAACCCACUGGUUUCUACUGUACAAAUUUGUCACAUGGUUCAUUUAUUUCCCCCGCAAAAAAAGUUAAAGUCCCCUCCGAAACACUUGGGCACAGCAGUUUUAAAACAUGGUACUUAAACAGAAGUAAAAAGUGCAUUUGUUAGCGUCUAUUCUCAGCUGCAGAAUUGGAUGUACAAGUGAAUUUGUGAUGUUUUGUGAUGUUUGUUUGAUGUUAGCUUAAAGUAAAAUAGAGUGCAAAAUAUAAUGGAGUGUGUUAUGCACCCCAACAAUGCGGCACAUUAAUGUAUUUUAGUAGUCUACAGCACAGAAAUAACAUCAGGCCUUGGAUACACAGACGAUACUUGUUAGUAGGAUACAUUUAUUGUUGGUUUUUCAUGAGCUUUAUUGGAGAAAAAAAUUGAAUAUCACCAGACUUUAAUCCUUAAACCACCUGAUGGUCAUAAAUAUCUCAAAUAUUAAGUGUAUAGUAUGUUUACAUAAAUGUGUGCUUGUGUAUAACUGAGCGAAUGGAAAAUGUUGAUGACUGUUAUGUAAAGCUGUUGAUAGUGCUUGAACGUUGAUGAAAACUUUAUCUUAUUCUGAUAGAUUUAAUGCAAUAAAAUGGCGAAGAGUGA